Brachypodium distachyon (stiff brome) is the source of this 1517-nucleotide messenger RNA. RefSeq names its product 50S ribosomal protein L7/L12. The record is from RefSeq and is a predicted model, not a curated record. The transcript has 2 exons. The coding region runs from base 641 to 1219 and encodes 192 amino acids. Gene Ontology annotation, cellular component: ribosome. NCBI's taxonomy places the organism in Eukaryota, Viridiplantae, Streptophyta, Magnoliopsida, Poales, Poaceae. Gene Ontology annotation, molecular function: structural constituent of ribosome. Gene Ontology annotation, biological process: translation.
CCUUCUCCGGCUGCCCGCCCGCUCGGCAAGCUCCACCCGGAGGAGAUUCCCCCCCUUCAGGAUCCUCCUGCCUGGGCGAAUCCAUUCGGUUUAUUGCGGAUUUGUUUGCUGUAUGUUGCAUUCUUAUUUCCUAAAAGUCUCGGUUAAGUCACGCCCCAUGCGGCGGUACGAUCCAUUAACCUAUUACGGAUUUGUUCUGCUGCUUAGGGACUUCAUGAUGUGCGAUGCUGCGGAUGAGGGUUUUAGGGUUUAUAGGGUGGAAUAUAGUGGCUAUGUCUCGCUCUUGCCCCCUAUUGCUUCGAGGCAUUUGAUAUUUAGCAGAUGGAUGGGCUUGUUAGCCUAUUAAGAUGGAAGAGCUAAUGUUCUGUCUCGUGGGAGACAGGCUGCUUAGGGGAGUUUCUGUACUUCGCCAGUCGAUCAUGUCAAAGGAUUCAUCCCUCUUCUCAUCGAAUAGUGGAAGUUAUGGUGCUUGUUUUUUGGCUAUUGCGGCGUGGCAUUUCGAAAUUGAGGCUAAAGUAGUGUACUUGUGGAUAAUGUGAAAGGGUUUGGGGGGAAACAACCAUCUUUUCUGUCGAUAAUCUUUAGUUUCUUCUCCUUCCCUGCCUAUCUUUGUGUGCCAACUCACUUUGGUGACAGUAGGAUGAGUCUGUCUACCAUAGCAAGACGACUAUGUUGUUCAAGACCAUCACCAACGAAUCAACUUUCAGUCGUCUUGGCUCGUAUGUACAGCACGGAGGCUGCAACAGACACAAGUGCUAAGAGAUACAAAUAUCCUGAAGUGUAUGAUCCAUAUGGGCCUAUGCCACCACCAUCAGAGAAAGUUGUGGGUCUAGCUGACCGCAUUGCUGCUCUCCCUCCUGAGGAGAUCAAACAAAUCGCUCCAGCUCUCCUUCUCAGACUAAACCAACCGGCGCCACAGGCAAUUUCUGGCCAGGGUUUCAGUCUUGGUUCUCAAGGUGGUGCCGGUGCUGGUGCCGCGAAAUCUGAAGAGAAGAAGGCUGAGAAGACGGUCUUUGAUGUCAAGUUGGAGAAAUUUGAGGCUGCUGCUAAGAUCAAGAUUAUUAAGGAGAUCAGAACAUUUACAGAUUUGGGGCUGAAGGAGGCGAAGGAGCUUGUGGAGAAGGCCCCUGUCAUUUUGAAGCAGUCACUCACAAAGGAGGAAGCAGAGGCAAUCAUAGCGAAGAUAAAGACGGCUGGUGGUGUUGCUGUGAUGGAGUGAAGGAUCAAAUCCUGGACACUGCCAACCUUUUUUCUUGUGAUUUUGUUACCAUGAUCGGGCCUUAGUGGUCACAGUAUCUCUAUACUGAUGGAGGAAAUGGUUCACCUGUGACAGGUAACCAAAAGCAGCGAACUAGAUAUUUAGUUGGUACGGGUGAUGCCGCGAUUAUUUGUUCUAGAAUAAGCCUUUCUUUGAGUAUCACAUGACUUUCCUGAUGUAAUACUGUUGAUAAUGGAGCUGGAAUGUAGACACCAUUGCUACGACUGUGAUGCUGAUACAUUUUGUUUGUCUUGCUGAA